Messenger RNA from Corylus avellana, 914 nucleotides. It is a transcript of the gene PIT1, whose product is annotated as RING/FYVE/PHD zinc finger superfamily protein. Lineage: Eukaryota; Viridiplantae; Streptophyta; Magnoliopsida; Fagales; Betulaceae. Gene Ontology annotation, cellular component: membrane. Gene Ontology annotation, molecular function: ubiquitin-protein transferase activity; zinc ion binding. Gene Ontology annotation, biological process: protein ubiquitination. The record is from RefSeq and is a predicted model, not a curated record.
CAGAGAGGAACAGAGAAAAAGAGAGACAGAGAAAGAAAUAAACAGAGAAUUUUUGAAUUAAAAGAGAGAGAGAAAGAGACAUUAGAGGUUGCUGAAAGAAAAAACAAAACAUGGGAGAAGUUGUGUUGUUUGUGGAUGAUUUGAAAUUAAAUUAUGCAAUUUCAUACUGUAGAAUUUGCCAUGAAGAAGAACUAGAGAGCUUUAAGAGCUUGGAAGCUCCUUGUGCUUGUUCAGGAACCGUUAAGUUUGCACACAGAGAUUGCAUACAGAGGUGGUGUAACGAGAAGGGGAACACCACCUGUGAAAUAUGUCUCCAGCAAUAUGAACCGGGAUACACGGCACCUUCAAAGAAGUCUCAGCUGAUUGAUGCAGCAGUGACCAUUAGAGAUAGCCUGCAAAUUCCAAGAAGAGAGGAGGAAGAGGAGGAAAUAAGCCCAAGGUUGGAGGGCAUAAGCGAGUUAUCAGAGUGCACGUCGGAGGCAAAUAGAAGCGCGUCUUGCUGUCGAAAGUUGGCUCUCACUUUUACAGUAAUCUUGCUGGUGAGACAUUUUUUUGCUGUGUUAACUGGUGGAACGGAAGAUUACCCCUUCACACUUCUUACUGUACUUAUUCUAAAGACUAGCGGAAUUAUUUUCCCAAUGUUGAUAUUGAUGCGGACAAUCACAGCAAUUCAAAAUAGCAUCAGGAGGCAGUAUGAGGAUGCUGAUGACAGCGAAGAAGAUGAACAGCAGCAUCACGCAGUCUAAAUCUAUUCUUUAUGUAUGGUCUUUCAUUGGUUGAAUUGUAUUAGAGCAUUAUAUCAGUGCUCACUUUGUUAAAACUCCAUUUUUUUUUAAUGGGGGGUACAAAUGAAAAAAGGAAAAAAAAAAAUGAAUUAUUUCUAGAAAUUCAGGUAGAGUAGAUUCCUGCUUGCA